AUGCCCAUUCCAUACCAAGUCGCUUACAAGCCAUUGAGCAAGCCCGAAGUAGGCGUCAAUGGCUAUGUCGAGCCUACGCCCGGCAAGUCAGAGGUUCUAGCAAAGGGGUCGGCACCUUUCAAUGCGCGAACGCUCGACUCGGACGUUCGCAUCGAUCAUGACGUGGAGAUUGUUGUUCGCGACGGCUGUCGUUUAUACGCCGACAUCUACCGACCUACAGAUGACGAAAAUAUCCCCGUCAUCAUCUCCUGGUCACCUUAUGGGAAAAAGUACUCCGCCCUGGAGAUGAUUUUCAAUGUCUGCACCUGGGCUUGCUGCAUGAAGCGCGAUGAGGUGAGCGGACUCGAGAAGUUCGAAGGGUUGGAUCCAGCUUGGUGGGUGGCACGCGGGUACGCCAUUGCCAGCGUCGAUGUGCGCGGUGCUGGCAACAGCGAUGGUGAUACACCUUGUAUGGGUCAGCAAGAAGCCGAAGAUGCCCACGACGUGAUUGAAGCUCUCGCAAAGAUGUCUUGGUGCAAUGGAAAUGUCGGCAUGGCUGGCAACUCCUAUCUCGCUAUCAUGCAGUGGCACGCCGCUGCUCAAAAUCCACCCUCGCUCAAGGCCAUUGCGCCCUGGGAGGGAUCUGGUGACAUCUUCCGUGAGCAAUUCUGUCGUGGUGGCUGGUUCAACAUGAGUAAUUACGACCUGAUCACAACUCUUGUGAUCAAGGGCCAGCACGGCGUGGAGGACUUUUCAGAGAUGUACCGCCGCAAGCAACAAGCCAAUGUAUACUGGGACGACAAGCGCGUGGACAUGAAAAAGAUCAACAUCCCCUGCUUCAUCACGGGAUCCGACUUUAGUCAAAUUCAUACCAUGGGCGCUGUUCGAGGCUGGAUGGAGGCCAACACCGACAAGAAAUGGAUCAAGUGGAGUGGCUACCAGGAGUGGUUCGAGCUGUACUCGGAGCCGGAAAGUUACCAUGAGCUGAAGAAAUUCUUCGACAAGUACCUCAAGGGAAUCGAUAACGACUGGGAGAAGACACCCAAGGUUCGCUGGGCUACUCUUCCCUUUGGCGACCGGGACGUCACCAGCGACAUCGUGCUUCCCGACUUCCCUGUCCCCAACACUGACUACCGCACUUUCUAUCUCGCACCCAACGGUACCCUCUCGUCCGAGUUGCCCCGUGAAACAAACACAUCUGUCCACAACUCAGAAGACCGAUGGUCCAUCUCCAAGUUCAAGUACACUUUCUCCCAAAAGUCCCGGUUGAUCGGUUUGCCCAAGGCAGAGCUGUACAUGAGCUGCAAUGCUCUGGAUGACAUGGUUGUCUUCGUCCAGCUCCGAAAGCUAGACAAGAACGGCAAAGAGCUCUCUCAGCUCCAGUUCCCUUUCAGCCGCGCCCCUGUCGACUCCAUUGACGAGAUCGCCGAGAAAGACCGCAGCAGUCUCACCCUGCACAAUGGAUCAAUCGGUAUCCUGCGUGCCUCUCAGCGAAAGAUUGACCCCUCCCGGUCCAUUCAUCCCCAGUUCCCCUUCCAUCCUCACGACGAAGUGCAAAAGGUGCCCAAGGGGGAGAUUAUCAAAUUGGAGAUUGGCAUCUGGGCAAUGGGCGUGGACUAUGAGGAGGGAGAAAGUAUUCAAGUGGAUGUUCUGGGUCAGUGGCCUGGUUUCACAGAGGUGGCUGCUUUUAGCAAGCCUCGACCGGAUCAUGAGAAGAACAAGGGCGAGCAUGUGAUUCACUUUGGCGGUGAAUAUCCCAGCCGGGUGAUCUUGCCGUUUGUGCCAAUGGAGUAG
Messenger RNA from Penicillium oxalicum, 1773 nucleotides. RefSeq names its product CocE/NonD family hydrolase. Gene Ontology annotation, molecular function: dipeptidyl-peptidase activity. The transcript has 2 exons. The coding region runs from base 1 to 1773 and encodes 590 amino acids. The record is from RefSeq and is a predicted model, not a curated record. NCBI's taxonomy places the organism in Eukaryota, Fungi, Ascomycota, Eurotiomycetes, Eurotiales, Aspergillaceae.